GACGGUAGGUGGGUUCUUUGUCUGGGUUGUGCGUUGUGCUUUUGGGGCUGAGAGGAGAGAAUAGAAGAGGAGAGAGGUGGUCAAUCUCUGAUUCUCUUUGUUUUUCUUUGCGGGUUUUUGUUUUUUGUUUUUUUCACUAUAAAGGGAAGGAACCUCUCUCUGUUGAAAACCCAAAGAUGGAAUAGAAUUCUCUCACGCCAACUUCUCUUGGUUCUUGUAGAAGGAGAAGGAGAAGAAGAAAAGAGGGAUCCCUUCCUUUUUCUCAACUCAAUUAUCUCUUUCAGCUCAGCUAUGGCUCCCAGCAAGGUCAAUUCUGCUGGUGAUGCAAGUGUAUCAUGCUCACAGCCAGAGAAUGGUUUUCUCAAUUCACUUUCUCUCUUAAGUUCAGAGAAAGCAGUGCAGGAACUUCUGCAACAAUCUCCUGUACAGAGCACAGAUGACCACCUCAUAGAGUUCUCAGACGCUAUGAGAACUGUUGCAAAGGCCCUGAGACGGGCUGCUGAAGGAAAGGCUUCUGCGCAAGCUGAGGCAGCUGAAUGGAAGCGUAAAUAUGAACUGGAGAGGGCCCGCAAUCUCCAUUUGGAACAUAAAGAUUGUGGGUAUUCCACUAUCAGGCUACAACUUUUAUGAAAAGCUCGAAAGUUGGUGGACUCAGAGUUCUCUAUGUAAUGCAAUGGGAAUGAUAAGAUUUAUGCUUCCAUGCCUUUUCUGCUUGGAAAAUUGCAAGGAACGGGACAGGAAAAUUUCUGAAGAGCAAUCACAUAGAGAGAAUAACGGUGAUGAUGAGAGGACAAAGAACUUGGCCAGCCGAUCAAAUGAGCAAUCUGAACAGUGUUGUGGGAGUAAUGGGAUAUGCUCCCAUGAAGUUCUUCGGGAUGGUGACCGUGAUUCUGCUUCCAAGGUGGUCCCCAAUAAAUUUGCCAGAAAGGCGUCAUUUAAACUUUCAUGGUGUUGCAAAGGUGACCAAAGUGACCAGCACAAGCAUGACAUUGUCUCUUUUGAAAGAGGAAACAUUACAACUGCAGAGCGCAGCAGUAAACAAAUUUCUUUGAAGUGGGAAUCUCAGCCACAAACUGUGAUUAUAUUGACCAAACCAAAUUCAACUUCUGUUCGAAUUCUGUGUGCAGAGAUGGUCAGAUGGUUGAGAGAGCAGAAAAAGUUAGAUAUUUAUGUGGAACCGCGCGUGAGAGCUGAACUUCUAACAGAGUCAUCUUACUACAACUUCGUUCAUACAUGGAAAGGUGAGACCGAAAUAAUGCUCCUGCACACAAAAGUUGACCUUGUGGUAACUCUUGGUGGAGAUGGAACUGUCCUCUGGGCAGCAUCUAUGUUCAAAGGACCAGUUCCUCCUGUUGUGCCGUUUUCUUUAGGGUCUCUGGGAUUUAUGACCCCUUUUCACAGUGAACGUUACCAAGAAUAUCUUGAUUCAAUUUUAAAAGGUCCCAUUAGUAUCACAUUGCGACACCGCUUGCAGUGCCAUGUUAUUAGAGAAGCAGCCAAAAAUGAGUAUGAAACUGAAGGACCAAUACUUGUAUUAAAUGAGGUUACAAUUGACCGUGGGAUAUCAUCAUACCUUACAAAUUUGGAAUGCUAUUGUGACAAUUCUUUUGUCACAUGUGUCCAAGGAGAUGGGCUAAUAUUAUCAACAACAUCUGGCAGUACUGCCUAUUCAUUAGCGGCCGGAGGAUCAAUGGUUCAUCCCCAGGUUCCUGGAAUUCUGUUUACACCUAUUUGUCCACAUUCCCUAUCAUUUCGGCCUCUGAUAUUGCCUGAGCAUGUGACGCUGCGAGUACAAGUACCUUUCAACAGCAGGAGCCAUGCAUGGGCGUCGUUUGAUGGCAAGGAUAGGAAACGGUUGGCAGCUGGUGAUGCACUUGUGUGCAGCAUGGCACCUUGGCCUGUCCCAACUGCCUGUCAAAUUGAUUCUACUAGUGACUUCCUGAACAGCAUUCAUGACGGCCUCCACUGGAAUCUUCGAAAGACUCAGUCUUUUGAUGGCCCUCGGGAUGCAUAGUGCGUAGUUUUUCAUUUGUAUAUUAGUUCUCUAGUUGGCAGAUCUCGUUAGAAUCUAAAUAUAACAUGCGUUUUUAAGAGGGGAAAAAAAGGGGGGAGGUGGGUGGCCGUAGAAAGUGAAAAGAAACUUUAAAAUUCCUGUAAUUAUGUAUUUCCCCUCAAACGAGGAGAUUAUAUGUUUUCUCCUCCUCCAAUAAGGUCAAGGCUUGAAGCAGAGCACUUGUUAAAUGGAUGUCGAAAGAUCAAUGAUAUUGCUUUCGUGUUAGGAACUUGUAAACUGGAUCAUAAUUACUGAUCGAAUAUAUGCAAAAAAUUUAGAAAUCGCAUUUCAUUAUAAA
Molecule: messenger RNA, 2351 nt
Organism: Prunus dulcis (almond)
Lineage: Eukaryota; Viridiplantae; Streptophyta; Magnoliopsida; Rosales; Rosaceae
Product: NAD(H) kinase 1
Exons: 12
Coding region: 551-2014 (487 amino acids)
Biological process (GO): NAD+ metabolic process; NADP+ biosynthetic process
Molecular function (GO): NAD+ kinase activity
Source: RefSeq, a predicted model, not a curated record